This is a messenger RNA of Sporothrix schenckii 1099-18, 228 nucleotides long. RefSeq lists its product as uncharacterized. The transcript has a single exon. The record is from RefSeq and is a predicted model, not a curated record. Lineage: Eukaryota; Fungi; Ascomycota; Sordariomycetes; Ophiostomatales; Ophiostomataceae. Bases 1 to 228 code for a protein of 75 amino acids.
AUGGGCGCAGGCUGGCACAGAAAGACCGCAAACGGGCCGGCCAAACCAGGACCUGGUCUGGUCUAUGGGACUAUUCGGAUAUGUGUCGCUGGUUGCGAGAAGUUACGAGACACGAAGCGAGUAAGGAGCGAGAAUACCUCGUGUCCAAGACAGGGAAGCCGCAAAGGAGCAAAGGGGAAGGAGCACGAAACAAACGAGGAAGCAGUGAAGGAAGCAACAAACGACUAA